AUGGAAAGUGAAAAAUGUAGAAGUAGUGAAGAUAUGAAAAAGGAAGAAAUUGAUUUAUUGGAAAAUGAUUCUAAUAAAAUAAUAGAUAAUAAUAAUGUAUGUGUGGAUAGUAAAAAUUUUAAUGAAGAGAUGGAAAAUAAAAAUAAAUUAUUAGAUGUUAUAAAGGAAGGUUUGUCAGAUAUCGAAAAGACAUUAAAUGGUGAAGGAUAUGCAUUUAGUAACUUAAAUUGUAGUUAUAAAAAUAUAGAAUAUAUACCAAAAGAGAUAAUAGAAUAUAUGUAUUUAAAAUAUAUAGAUAUGUCUCAUAAUAAAAUUGAAAAUAUAUCAAAUUUAUAUAAACUAGAUAAUAUAUUAUUUUUAGAUAUAUCUUACAAUUUAAUAAAUAAUUUAGAUGAAAUAAAAAGUAUGUAUCUAAAAAAUUGUAUAUAUAUGAAUAUAUCACAUAACUCGAUUAAUAUAAUAAAAGAUAUAAAAAUGAAAAAUAUUAUAGAACUUGAUUUAUCUUAUAACAAUAUUGAAAAUCUUGAUAUAUAUUUUCCUGAAUCAUUAAAGAAAUUGAAUAUGUCUAAUAAUAAUAUUAAAAAUAUAUGUUUUAAAAAUAAAUUGCCAAAUCUAGAAUUGUUAGAUAUAUCUUCUAAUCCUAUUGAAAAUUUAAAUUUUUAUGAAAUUAUUCCAAAUAUAAAAACUUUAAAAUUAAAUGAUAAUUAUAGUUUGCCUAUUAAUAAUUUAAGUGAAUUAAAUAAUUUUAAAAAUAUUCAAUUUUUAGAUAUGGAAAAUUAUCUUCAUUUUAAAGACAUAUCAUAUACAGAGAUCAAACAAAUAUUAUUUCAAAAUACCCCAGAUGUAAUUUUGAAAAAGUUUAAUGGGAAUAUAAUAAUAAAAAAUGAAUCACGCCAUGAAAAAACAACAAAAUGA
Plasmodium yoelii is the source of this 915-nucleotide messenger RNA. RefSeq names its product leucine-rich repeat protein. Lineage: Eukaryota; Apicomplexa; Aconoidasida; Haemosporida; Plasmodiidae. The record is from RefSeq and is a predicted model, not a curated record. Bases 1 to 915 code for a protein of 304 amino acids. The transcript has a single exon. Gene Ontology annotation, molecular function: protein binding.